AAACGACAGCAAUUCUACCACUCGAAUGGAGGAAUCUCGAAUGGAGGAAUCUCGAAUGGAGGAAUCUCGGAUGGAGGAAUCUCGAAUGGAGGAAUCUCAGGUACCGUGGUCCGACCUGCCUCCACAGCUAUGGCCGCUGAUCGGAAAGAAUCUCCAUACCUACAUCGACGUUCUCCGAUUUCGCAGCGUCUGUAGAUUAUGGCGUGAUUCUCUUCCGAAAGUGAACGCCAUUUUUCCUCUUUCACUUCCCCCUCCCCUUCGCAGUCGCCCUGAUCCCUUAUUUCAUCGUUCAAAGCAUGAGGUUGUACUUUUCCGAAAGAUAAUCUAUCGUUUCAUUCCUCUCGAUCAACAUAAAUCUGAUUCUCCCAAGGGCUGGUUAGCCAAGAUCGAGACCACAAAUCUCGCCGAUAAGCGAUUUCAUCUCCCGAUCUAUUCGGACUAUCAAUGCCUCUCCAGCAACCAAGUGAAUGAAGUGAACUUUCUGGAUUUUGGAAUCGAGGAAGUAGGUAAAUCGUAUUUUACUGAACUCACUAAUUUUUAUACCACUAGUGUUUCAGCAGUAGAUAAGGUUGUAGUGUUGCCUCAAUCUGCCUGCCUCGAUGUGAAGAACUGCGUUAUUGUAGGAAUCGACCGUAUAGGAAGGUUAGCGUUUAGGAAAUAUGAGAAUGCGCGAAAUUGCUGGCAGCGGAUUGGCGAACACAAAUCUCUUUACGAUGAUGUGAUUAUGCACAAAGGAAAAAUUUACACAGUUAAUAGAGCGGGAAGAGUUUUCGUAAUUGAUUCAUCGAUGAAAUUUAUUGAAAUUGCUCCUCCAAUGAGUGAAUCCGGUGACCUAAAACAUUUCGUUGUAUGUCGGGGCGAACUUUACGCAGUGGAUCGAUUUGUGGAAAGGAAGGCAUGUUUAUUGGAUUUAUUGAAUUCAAAUUCGUUUCAUAUUCGUAUGUGGUGCUGUAGCAUAUCGACAGCAAAUGCAGUCGAUUUCAAGGUCUACAGGCUUGAUGAAGAACAGGGAAGAUGGGUGGAGGUUAAGGAUCUGGGGAAUGACGCGUUCAUUUUGGGGACGGAUGGUUUCUCAGUUUCAAGCGGUGAUGUUGAAGGUUCUGAAGGGAAUUGCAUAUAUUUUUCACAUGAUUUGAGAUCAGACCUUGGGCGUGGAUUUGGCACUCAUGUGUUCAAUCUUGAGAAAGGGAGUAUUCAGAAAUCAUGUCUGCAGAUUUUGAAGGCGUCCCCGAUUUGGCUGGAUUGGGAGCCAUCUCUGCCUGCCUGAUAUCAGUUCAUCAUCCACGAGACUUACAGAUGAACAGGAUGAAUGAAGUCCACUGUAAGUUCACUUUCCAAUUGGUUUUGUGUUUCAAUUUAGGCACUUUUGCUGGGUUUCAAAUAGCUUCAUGUAGGAUUCUUUUGUUUUGUUUAUUUUCUGAUUGGAUUGAUGUAAAGAUUGAUGGAUGUUCCAUGACAGCCAUUCAAUUAUGCAACUCCGAGCAGAGUUGGU
Cucurbita pepo subsp. pepo (vegetable marrow) is the source of this 1492-nucleotide messenger RNA. Its product is annotated as putative F-box protein At1g65770. Gene Ontology annotation, molecular function: protein binding. The record is from RefSeq and is a predicted model, not a curated record. NCBI's taxonomy places the organism in Eukaryota, Viridiplantae, Streptophyta, Magnoliopsida, Cucurbitales, Cucurbitaceae.